Ananas comosus (pineapple) is the source of this 1136-nucleotide messenger RNA. RefSeq names its product protein SHI RELATED SEQUENCE 1-like. Gene Ontology annotation, biological process: positive regulation of DNA-templated transcription. Lineage: Eukaryota; Viridiplantae; Streptophyta; Magnoliopsida; Poales; Bromeliaceae. Gene Ontology annotation, molecular function: DNA-binding transcription factor activity; DNA binding. The record is from RefSeq and is a predicted model, not a curated record. Gene Ontology annotation, cellular component: nucleus. The coding region runs from base 62 to 1081 and encodes 339 amino acids. The transcript has 2 exons.
GGAGAAGAGAGGGGUAUAGAGAGGGUGGCGGGUUAAUUAAGCUGCUAAUGGAUGGGAGAGAAUGGCCGGGUUCUCUCUAGGCGGAGGCCGCCGCGGCAGCGAAGGAGGAGAAAACGAGCAACAACACCAACACGCAGCAGCAGCAGCAGCCGCCGCCGUGAUCCCUCCCGACAGUCUCUUCCUCUUCGGCGGCGGAACCAAUCAGCAGCCGGACAUCUCCUACCCCCGGGGCUUCGAAUUAUGGCAGCACCACCACCACCCCCAGCUUCCCUCGUCCGCAGCAGCAGCAGCAGCGCUCAUCGGCUUUUCUUCUGACCAUCAGCUGCCGGCCGGGAGGAUUGUAAUGAGAGGAGGAGGAGGAGGAGGGCGGAGCGGCGGUGCUGCUGCUGCCGGCAGCAGCGGCGGCGGCGGAGGGGGAGGGGUGAGCUGUCAGGACUGCGGCAACCAGGCGAAGAAAGACUGCGCGCACAUGCGGUGCCGGACGUGCUGCAAGAGCCGGGGCUUCCAGUGCCCCACCCACGUCAAGAGCACGUGGGUCCCCGCCUCCAAGCGCCGCGAACGCCAGCAGCAUCUCGCCGCCGCCGCCGCCGCCCUCCACAACCCUCGCCGCCUCGCCGCCGCCGCCGCCGCUCCCGACACCUCCAAGCGGCCCCGAGAAAUUUGCCCCCGCCCCGCCGCAACACCCGCCGUCGCCUCCGCAGGGAUGGAGGGAGUGAGUUUUCCGGCGGAGGUGAGCUCGCCGGCGGUGUUCCGGUGCGUGCGGGUGAGCACGAUGGACGAGGCGGCGGCGGCGGCGGAGGACGAGCUGGCGUACCAGACGGCGGUCAGGAUCGGCGGGCACGUGUUUAGGGGAAUUCUUUACGACCAAGGGCCCGAACCGUCGUCGUCUACGCCGCCUGCAGCUGCUCUCGCAGCGGCGGCGGCGGCAGUGAGCGGGUCGAUGGCGGCAGGGCCCAGCGCAGUUGUGUCGGCGGGGAUGUUGGAUGCGCCGAAUUUGUCGUCGUCGUCGCUGCAGUAUCCGACACCUCUCAGUGCUUUCAUGGCUGGUACUCAGUUCUUCCCACACCACCCUAGACCAUAAUAGUUGAGAUAAUAACACGUACCCUAGCAAAGAGAGAGAGAGAGAGAGAGAGAGA